GGCCGCGGGGUUGGAGCGGGCGCGGGGGCGCGCGCCGGCCUGACGGACGGACGGACGGACAGACGGACGGAGCAGCCGAGGCGAGCGGGCAGCUCGGACCCGCCCGGACGCAGCGCUCGCCCGGCGGCGGCGGCGAUCACCGGCGCCGGUCCGGCGGCCGCGGCGCCCGCCCUCGCCCGCGCCCCAUGGGGUCACAGAGUCUGCGGAACAGCACCACCAAGACUUCCAGAUGAACAACCGGAAGGAAGACAUGGAAAUCGCGUCCCACUACCGGCACCUGCUCCGUGAGCUCAACGAGCAGAGGCAGCAUGGCGUCCUGUGUGACGUGUGUGUCGUGGUGGAGGGCAAGGUCUUCAAGGCCCACAAGAACGUCCUGCUCGGCAGUAGCCGCUACUUCAAGACGCUUUACUGCCAGGUGCAGAAGACGUCGGACCAGGCUACGGUCACACACUUGGACAUCGUCACGGCCCAGGGCUUCAAGGCCAUCAUCGACUUCAUGUACUCGGCCCACCUGGCCCUCACCAGCAGGAAUGUCAUCGAGGUGAUGUCCGCGGCCAGCUUCCUGCAGAUGACGGACAUCGUGCAGGCCUGCCACGACUUCAUCAAGGCCGCGCUGGACAUCAGCAUCAAGCCAGACGCCUCGGACGAGCUUGCGGAGUUCGAGAUCAGUGCCCCCCCCGGCAGCAGCACUGACGCGCUGAUCUCGGCCGUGAUGGCCGGAAGGAGCAUCUCGCCAUGGCUGGCCCGGCGCACGAGCCCCGCCAAUUCCUCCGGAGACUCGGCCAUCGCCAGCUGCCACGAGGGGAGCAGCAGCUACGGGAAGGAGGAGCAGGAGCCCAAGGCCGACGGGCCCGAUGACAUCGCCUCGCAGUCGCUGUGGCCGGGCGACGUCGGCUACGGGUCUCUGCGGGUCAAGGAAGAGCAGGUUUCGCCGUCUCACUACGGAGGGAGCGAGCUGCCCUCCGCCAGGGACGGCGCGAUGCAGAACCCCUUCUCCGAGCAGGUGGGAGGCGACGGCUGGCAGCCCGCAGGUCGGAGGAAGAAUCGGAAAAACAAGGAGACGGUCCGGCACAUCACGCAGCAGGUGGAGGACGAGAGCCGGGCCAGCUCCCCCGUGGCCUCUUUCCUUCCGACGUCCGGGUGGCCGUUCAGCAGCCGAGACUCAAAUGCAGACUUGACGGUCACUGAAGCCAGUGGCGCCGACAGCCGCGGGGAGAGGGCUGAGCUCUUUGGCCACGUGGACGAGGGUCUCCUGGGAGGAGAAGCCAGCUACCUGGGCCCGCCCCUGACCCCGGAGAAGGAGGAAGCCCUGCACCAGGCCACCGCGGUCGCCAACCUGCGAGCAGCUCUCAUGAGCAAGAGCAGCCUGCUGUCCCUCAAGGCCGACGUGCUCGGGGACGACAGCUCCCUGCUGCUGGACUACCUGCCCAAAGGCACCCACUCCCUGUCCCUGAACGAGUUCACGGUGAUCAGAAAGAAGUUCAAGUGUCCCUACUGCAGCUUCUCGGCCAUGCACCAGUGCAUCCUCAAGCGGCACAUGCGCUCUCACACCGGGGAGCGGCCCUACCCCUGCGAGAUCUGCGGCAAGAAGUUCACGCGGCGUGAGCACAUGAAGCGGCACACGCUGGUCCACAGCAAGGACAAGAAGUACGUGUGCAAGUUGUGCAGCCGCGUGUUCAUGUCAGCCGCCAGCGUGGGCAUCAAGCAUGGCUCGCGGCGUCACGGCGUCUGUGCUGACUGCGCGGGCCGAGGCGUGGCCGGGCCCCUGGACGGCGGUGGCACCGAGGGCUCCCCCGAGCUGUUCCCUGGCGAUGGGCCCUACCUGGAAGACCCGGACGACCCGCGGGGGGAGGGCGAGGAGGAGCUGUGUGAGGACGAAGACGAGGUGGGCCUGGCCCACGAGGACGCGCUGCUGGUGGCCGAGAAGGAGGACGAGGACUCACCGCGGGGACCCGGCAGCCCCCCGGGCGCGCCCGACAAGGACUUCUCCUGGAUCUCCUAGGCUGCGGGGCGGGGGCCCUGCCAUCCCUCCUGGGGGCGGGGCCGUGGCCGUGCCCCCCUCCACCAUGCGUGUGUGUGUGCGUGCACAUGUGUGUGCGUGCGUGUGUGUGUGCGUGUGCACGCGUGUUUGCCUAGGGAUCUGCUCUCGCCUGGGGCCAGACCACGCUGACCCCUUUGUUCUGCUCCUGCCCCCAGACACACACGGAAGCCCACGGGCUCUGAGGCAGGCAUGACCCCAGCGAGUCGGGGCUCCGGGACCGAACAGGACGUUGGGGGGCACAGGGUGGGUUUGAGCAGAGGGAGAGCACACGUUCCCUCGUGUCUGCAGGGACGAAGGGAGGGUCCCCGGCAGGUACGUGUGGCUAGGGCAUUAAGGGAGCCCAUGUGGCCAGCCGGUUCUUAGGACGCACGAUGGCCCGAUGACCAGGUCACGGUCGGGACUGGUCGGAGUCCUGAGCGUCGUCCCCGAGGCCACAGGUCCAAGGGACGUUAAGGAAGGUGUUGCAUACAUCCGAUGUCCAGUGCUGGAGCCCCCCCCCCCCCGCUCUGCUCGCCCUUUCUCAGCAGCCUGGUCACUGCCUACGGCCACGGCCACAGCCUUCUGCCGCAGUCGUGGCCAUUCCUCGUGGAACUCAGGCUCAGUGUCCAGGAAGCCCUGGGGCCCUCCCGCCUCUGGGCUUUGGUGCUUCCCAUCGAACAGCUGCAGAAGCCCCGGCCAGGGCCGAGGUCUCCCAGGUGCUAUCUUCCCGUGGAGGCGGCCGGGUGAGGACCGACGUGCCAUGCUCCUCUGGUGCAGGGCUCGGAGCUCCCCGCUGCCGGCCACUCAGGUCCCUUCGGGGCGCCCGGGCUCUCCGUUCCGCACUUCCUUGGGGAGCCCGGGGCGGCCUCAGCCCCUCGGCCCCGCCGUCGUGCCCAGGCUGCUCCCGCUCGCCCCCUGCCCCCGGGUGCCCUUGCCUUGUUGCUGCUAACAGUGGGGGUGGGGACUGGACCGCUCGUGCUGCUCACACCUCCCCGCGUGGGUAACCAAACUUUUUAAGUCGUCGGAGACGUAUUUGAGGUAGUUGCAUACGAUUAUGUGGUUGGCAUUAUUUUUCUGGCGUGACGAAGCCUGGCGUUGUCUUACCUUCCGCCUGUCGGUCCGUCCGUCGGCUCUGGAGAUGAGCUCACCGCCGCUUCACGACUCCGGUCUUUUCUGAGUGAAAAGCAAGGGCCCCGCUGGGAGGACCGUGCCCUGGGCCGCAGGACCCGCCCUGCUCUGUCCCCUUCCCGCCGGGCCGCCGGGAACCGCACUCUCUACUCAGACAUUCCGCCCUGCGCCCGCCCGGCGGAGGCCCCUGCCGAAGACCGUGUUCCUGUUCUCUCAGGCCACGGGCUGUCAGCUGCUAUGCAGCUGGCCGCGGAGUCACAUCUAUUCUUUUUAGGUGGAAACAGGAGAAUCCCACGAGUCCCUACCUUGGGUUCCGAUGGUGACCUGGAGUGCUUGCCCGGGGCGGCUGCUGGGGAGCCGGGCACCCCGAGAUAGAGGGCGCGGAUGGGGCCGCCCGCACUCCUGUCCUCCGUGGGGACGUGGGGACGAAGGCCGCCCUUCCUGACACCGAAGUGGCGAGGCCAGUGCAGGGCUCUGGGACAUACUUCCCUUGCUGCCUUUCACCAGUGAGGCCCCGGGCUGCACCCCUCAUGGGGCCCUCAGAACUAUGUACCUCCCCGACUUUCUGACCCUUUUCUAAACAGACCUCCUUUCUUACAAAUGUAUUUGGAAACCAGACCUUUGCUACCAACAGUGUCUCUGGGUUUUGUACUGGUCCCACCGCUCAGGCCGCCCCGCCCACCCCCGGGCCACCUCUGCCUCGCACUCAGGACAUCUCGCUCUGACCCGCCGCUCCCUGCUCCCGACCACCCUUGCUGACGUUUUCGGGGGGUCGCUGUCAGUGCCACAGGGGCAUUUUCUUCCUAAAAUCAACACUGUACUGGAAAACCGAGGGCCCCACCCCUGCCCACCCAGUCCGCCGGGCGUGCGCUGGGCGGCUGGCCGCCGUCCGUGGAGGUGAACGCGCCCACUCAGGAGGCGUGGAGGGAAAAGGCGUGUGGCGAAGGGUUUUUUUACGUGACUGGUUUUUUUUUUUUAAUCAAUGUUUAAACCUAAUAAAUAUUUUUUUAUGAAGAGGAAAAAAUGUGUAGAUUACAUUUCACGUUUUGUACCUUUUUGUUCGUGUCUGUCUGUAUUUUGGUGUUUGCAACACCAAAGUGGAAAAUGCAGUGCGUUGAGUGGUGAGUUCUUUGGGGUGGGGGGGGGACAGGGAACCUGUAGGACUUUUGUAUCAAGCUCUGGAUCCUGACCAGGUUGUAUGUUCGGACUCUGGGUUUUGGGAAACAGUCGUAACACUGCCAGGACUGAAUAGGGACCUCAACUCGAGACACAGCUACUCCUUCCGACUUUGCACAUCUUCCUUUUUAAAAAAGAAACUCUGAGAAAAUGCAAAAACUGGAACUUUUUGCAAUAUGAUGAAAGAUGAUCUUAUUUUCGCUCAUUCUGUGACGUGUGCGACGCUUAAGAAAGCCAUACUUACUGGUCGGUCUUAUUUUCUGGGUUCUAUACUGUGUUUUGUGUGUGUCCCUUCCAGAACUCCUUGUAGUGAGGGCGCUCUGUGUGCGCUUUUCCUAAAUAUUUAUUUUUCCAACAUGCUCUCAACCUGUCAACAAAAGCAAAACCGACAGACAAGGGCAGUGUUUGAAAAUUGUGUUCUUCCCCCCUUGGGGACAAUCUACAUUAUACCCCUUUGUAGUGAUUACCCUACGCCUGUGUUUGUACUGGAGAUGUGUUUAUUGUUUGGGAGACGACUCUGUGAUCGGUCGGCAGAAAAUCAAUCGCAGCCGCCAUAGUCCGCAGCCGCAGGGCAGGGCGCGGCCCCUUCCGGUCCGCAGCCGCCGCUCCGGGCCUGCCCAGGGCCGUCCUUCCUGUGACGGGUUAGUUCGACCUUCUUGCAAAGCUUCCACUUCCAAUAAACUGGGAAACUGCGGCUCGA
Molecule: messenger RNA, 5024 nt
Organism: Mustela lutreola (European mink)
Lineage: Eukaryota; Metazoa; Chordata; Mammalia; Carnivora; Mustelidae
Gene: ZBTB46
Product: zinc finger and BTB domain containing 46
Exons: 5
Coding region: 230-2002 (590 amino acids)
Biological process (GO): regulation of transcription by RNA polymerase II
Molecular function (GO): protein binding; DNA-binding transcription factor activity, RNA polymerase II-specific; RNA polymerase II cis-regulatory region sequence-specific DNA binding
Source: RefSeq, a predicted model, not a curated record